Molecule: messenger RNA, 933 nt
Organism: Adineta ricciae
Lineage: Eukaryota; Metazoa; Rotifera; Eurotatoria; Adinetida; Adinetidae
Source: the annotation of a GenBank genome assembly
AUGUCAUCGAACAGUACAGGUGUAUUUGAUAUCUGCGACGAAUCUUUUCACCGUUUUAUUUCUUCAACAGCUACACUUCGUCGACUUUAUACAGGUUUAACAUGGGCUGAAGGUCCUGCAUAUUUUCCCGCACUACGUAUACUUAUCUUUUCGGAUGUCGCCGAAAAUCGUUUACUACGCUAUGAUGAAUGUAAUGAGCAAACAAGUGUUUUUCGUUCCCCGUCUAAUCACAGUAAUGGUAAUACAGUUGAUCGGCAAGGUCGUUUAAUAACAUGUGAACAACAAACGAGACGUGUAACCAGAACUGAACAUGAUGGUGCAAUAACCGUACUCGUCGAUCGUGCUGAGAAUGGCAAACGUUUUAAUAGUCCAAAUGACGUCGUAGUGAAAUCCGAUGGGUCAAUUUGGUUUACCGAUCCAACGUAUGGCAUUGAUUCUGAUUAUGAAGGUGAUCGAGCAGAAAGUGAAACGGAAGGGAAUUUUGUUUACUGUCUGAAAGAUGGAACAUUACAUGUCGUAGCACGAGAUUUUGAACAACCCAAUGGAUUAGUUUUUUCACCUGAUGAACGACGUUUGUAUAUUGUUGAUACUGGACGAACCCAUCGACCAAAGAAUGGACCAGCACAUAUUCGUGUUUUUGAUGUAGGAGAUGACGGUAUUUCAUUGACUGGCGGAAAUGUGUUUGCCGAAUGUUUAACUGGCUUUUAUGAUGGGCUACGCAUUGACACAUUCGGUAAUAUCUGGACUAGUGCUGGCGAAGGAGUUGAAUGUUAUGAUGGAAAGACUGGUAAACUUUUGGGAAGAAUUCGUGUCCCCGAAAUCGUAGCUAAUGUAUGUUUUGGUGGUGGUGUCAAACGAAAUAUUCUUUACAUAUGUGCAACAACUUCACUCUACUGUAUUCGAUUAGCUGUAAACGGUUGCAAAACAUUUUGA